Messenger RNA from Daphnia magna, 1289 nucleotides. Its product is annotated as DNA-binding protein inhibitor ID-2. The transcript has 2 exons. Gene Ontology annotation, biological process: negative regulation of transcription by RNA polymerase II; circadian regulation of gene expression; cell differentiation. The coding region runs from base 335 to 799 and encodes 154 amino acids. Gene Ontology annotation, cellular component: nucleus; cytoplasm. NCBI's taxonomy places the organism in Eukaryota, Metazoa, Arthropoda, Branchiopoda, Diplostraca, Daphniidae. Gene Ontology annotation, molecular function: transcription regulator activity; protein dimerization activity. The record is from RefSeq and is a predicted model, not a curated record.
GACAACAUGAAGAAAACAAAAAUAUGGAACGGGCCUUGUGUAACAAGGGAGACACGAAAAUAAAAAGAAAAGAGAGGGGGGAUCCCACUAUUUUUUGGCCGCCAGAGUGGGCGGAGCUUCUUGGCCUGUCGUUUCUAUAAGAAGGGACGAUGGAAGCGCACGGGACCGUCAUUCAGAGUCAGUUCGGGAGUGCAACAACAAGUCGGCCAUUGAAAUCAUUCAACCAAAUUAAAAAUUCAUUUUUUUCGAAAUAAGAAACGCCUCAACAUUGAAAAGAACAAAACAAAAGGAUUAACAAGUGAAACUCGUUGAAAAGAAAAGAGCAAAGAAAAAAAUGGUGAAAGCUCAUCGUCAUGCGAUUUCAUCGUCGUCAUCGAGCAGUUCGACUGCGACUGUGCAGCACACGGAUCCGCUACGCGGAGUGAUGGCCACCAAAGAGCAAGUGGAAAUCCAAAUGUACCUGUCCAAAUUGAAAGAGUUGGUGCCGCACAUGCCCAAGAAUCGCAAAGUAUCCAAACUGGAAGUGAUCCAGCACGUCAUCGACUACAUCUGCGACCUGCAGAGCGAACUGGAACAAAACCAUCCGGCCAGCCUCAACCGCAAUCGGAGGAAACACGCGCGGCGGGGGCCCACCUCCGACGCUUCCAACGCGACGUCGUCGUCAUCGUCUGCCGCCACCAUUUUGAUGCAACAUCGGCAACCCCUCGGUCUGCUCGCAUCCAUUCCCAACACAUCCAUCGAGGUGAAUAACACGACAGCGGAUAACAAGAACAUCAGUGACGUCAUCGUUCCUUGUUAGGAUUCCCUCAAACUUCCAGUGUGUGUGUGUGUGAACGGGCGAGGCGGAGCCCAAAUGAAAGGAACACAAUUUCUAAUAAAAACUCUGCAAGUAAAAUGUUUCAAGUGGACAAACAAAGGCAACACACAACACCACUAGUCCUCGAAUUUCUCUUUUCAUUUCAUUUUUUUUUUCUAAGUAAAAAAAAAAAAAAAAUUCAUCAAUCACACACACACACACACACACCUAGUGGCUAUGUGGAGAGACGCAAAUGUUUUUAUUUUUUAUUUUUCCCUAAACCCUCCACUUUGCUAUCAAAUUAAAAGUGAAAAGAAAAAAAAAAAAAAAACAAAAAAAAAAAAAAUGCUAAAUAUAUUCUAUUAUAUUUGUUUCGUCUGUGAUACCUUCCCCCCCCCCCAUCCUCCUCAUUUCGGUAGAUAGUCUAGGAAUGAAUACGAAAUUGACCCACCAAACCACCUCUCCCUACUUACUCUGAUUGUGUACAUUAUUU